AUGGCGGCGGAAACAUCUCAAGCAGCUGUUUCUGCAAUUGCAGCCUUACAGAAACGCUUAAGAGAGCUUGAGGAUGAGCAAAAGAAUCUUCAGUCGCAAAUUGAACAAUACAACAAACACUGGUCUUUCAAUAAUGAAGAAUUUGAAAGGCGUGAAAAAUCUGUUGCUGAAAUUACAGCUAAAGCUUAUAAGAUGACACAAGAAAAUGCACACGUACUUGUUCAAAUUCAAGAAGAGAGAAAACGUAAAUUAGAAUUGAAAAAUCAGAUCUUAGAUCUUCAAGAUGAGAUUGAUGAAUGUGGAGAUUUAGAACAAUCUACACGAGUUAAGAAAGGCUCUGUUAAACAAGUUUCAAUUAAUUAUAACAAAAUUCUUGAUGAUUACGAAACAUUGCUCGCAUUGUUAUUUGAACCUCCACAAUUAGUUGGUAGAAAGCAUGAUUUCAAAAUGUGCAAGUCAGAUUAUGACAUUGAUCUUUUACCAACUACUAUGAGGCGAAUUGCUCAGCAGUUAGAAGCACUUCCUGAUAACUACAAAUCUCAAAAUCUUCCUACCAAGAGAGCUAUUAUUCAAGGCCUCGUUUAUUCAAGAGAAGAAACAAGAAAACUUAAAGAAAAGAUAUAUGCAUUAGAAAAGAAGCGUAAUACGUCAACUACACCUCGCUCAUUAACUUUUGAAAUUAAUAAGUAUAUACAGCAAUUUAACAUUUUAUCUGGUGAAAUGAAACGAUUUAAGUUUUAA
Trichomonas vaginalis G3 is the source of this 741-nucleotide messenger RNA. RefSeq lists its product as uncharacterized. The coding region runs from base 1 to 741 and encodes 246 amino acids. Lineage: Eukaryota; Parabasalia; Trichomonadida; Trichomonadidae. The record is from RefSeq and is a predicted model, not a curated record. The transcript has a single exon.